Molecule: messenger RNA, 1791 nt
Organism: Hemiscyllium ocellatum (epaulette shark)
Lineage: Eukaryota; Metazoa; Chordata; Chondrichthyes; Orectolobiformes; Hemiscylliidae
Gene: htr4
Product: 5-hydroxytryptamine receptor 4
Exons: 9
Coding region: 428-1579 (383 amino acids)
Biological process (GO): adenylate cyclase-activating adrenergic receptor signaling pathway; regulation of appetite; chemical synaptic transmission
Cellular component (GO): plasma membrane
Molecular function (GO): G protein-coupled serotonin receptor activity
Source: RefSeq, a predicted model, not a curated record
AGUCUCGACAAGUGAAGGGUUUGUAAUAUAAACAGCAAGCUUCACCCUAACCCCUGCCAAUCCUUCGGAGGAGCUUCCGAGAUGAAGGCAGCAAGCAUUUUUCAACUGUGCGUAACACUGUCAUUGAGACGUACUUGCAUCGGACUGAAAUGAGCAUUAUACGGCUGCAAGUUGGAAUUAGGUGACAACAUUAAGACUUCAUUUACUUGUCAAUUCCAUCUGACUACUGUACAUACCUACACCCAUCCAUAACAUGCCAUGAUUGGUGCCAAUGUGGAAGCAAUCAGUUCCAGUGAAAAUUAAAGACGUCCUCAGCUUCAGUCAGAAAAAGAUGAGUCGAGUUUUGGAUGGCAGUUUUCUGAUAAUUCCUUGACAAGUUAUUCUGUAUGGGCACUAAGGUCAGAUAUUUACAUGUUGACUCCUUGUGAUGGAUGAAGCUGAUGUAAAUGAGAGUACAAGUGAUGGUGAGCCACAUGAAAUUCCUGGUUUCUCUAUACUACAGAAGACAGUUCUCAUCACAUUUCUUUCAGCUAUUAUGAUGAUGACUAUUUUGGGAAACCUACUGGUUAUGGUAGCUGUAUGCAAGGACAGACAGCUACGGAAAAUCAAGACCAAUUACUUUAUUGUCUCUUUGGCAUUUGCUGAUUUGCUUGUUUCCGUCAUGGUAAUGCCUUUUGGAGCUAUUGAACUAAUACAGCAAAACUGGAUAUAUGGAGAUAGAUUUUGUCUUGUCCGGACUUCACUCGAUGUCCUGCUUACUACAGCAUCUAUUCUUCAUCUGUGCUGUAUUUCCUUAGAUAGGUACUACGCUAUCUGUUGUCAACCUCUGGUUUACAGGAACAAAAUGACACCCUUGCGCAUUGCAAUAAUGCUCGGGGGUUGUUGGAUUAUCCCAUCAUUUAUUUCAUUCCUACCUAUCAUGCAAGGCUGGAAUAUCAUUGGAAUACAGGAACUGGUAGAAGAAAGAAAAUCAAGUAUUGACACAAACAUAACAAAAUGUAUUUUCAUGGUGAACAAACCCUUUGCCAUAACAUGUUCAGUUGUAGCAUUUUACAUACCUCUUCUCUUAAUGGUUCUGGCAUACCAAAGGAUAUAUGUGACAGCCAGGGAGCAUGCACGACAAAUUGAAACAUUGAAACGUGCAGGAACCUCAACAGACUCUGGACAACAAGCUGACCAUCAAGGCAACCACAGAAUGAAAACUGAAACAAAAGCAGCUAAAACCUUGUGCAUUAUUAUGGGAUGUUUUUGUCUCUGCUGGGCUCCAUUUUUCAUCACAAAUAUUGUGGACCCAUUUAUAAACUAUUCAGUGCCAGAACAACUAUGGACAGCCUGCUUAUGGCUUGGAUACAUUAAUUCAGGGUUCAAUCCAUUUCUGUAUGCUUAUCUGAACAAGUCCUUCAGGCGUGCCUUCCUGAGAAUUCUGUGCUGUGGUGAUCGAUACAGACGAUCGUCUUUACUGGGGCAGACAAUACCAUGCUCCGCGACAACAAUUAAUGGAUCAGCUCAUGUAUUAAGUGGCUGUUCUGCAGUCUCCAAGCUGUUGCUGCAGUUCUGUAAUAGCCCUGAACCUGUGUAGAUCUAACCAAAACGUACACAGUUUUACACAAUGGCCAUCUUCAGGAGCAUGAGAACCUGUCUCUACAAAUUGACAUUGAGUCCUAGCGAUAUUGCUUUUGAACAUGACUGAGACACAGAAAACAUGGCCUUAUCUCAUCACUGGAAUUGUCUUUUUUUCUGUUUAAGAUCUUCCUCCCACUAAUAAAUACUAAAUAUAUGUUUACAAUGUCA